AUACAUUGGGGGAAACACAAACGCCUAGUGCGCGCCACCUCGGUUUUGAAUCCCUCAAACUGAGCAGUAAACUCUGCAUGCCACCGAACGAUCUCCGCCGUCCGUUCAAGAGAACCGCCAUAUCUGAUCAAGAGAAGCAGGUAGAUAGAGUCUCUUCUCCGCCAGGCACAGAAUCGCAAAACGCCCAGCGCCAUACGAGUUUCUUAGUCAGCACGGUCCUCACUCUCCCCUCCCAAUCCUACGUACCAGAAUCCCAACCCGAACCACUCGAACUCGAACUUACCCGCAAUCCGUUUUAUCUGUCCGGCUCGAACUCGCUCGAGACCUCGACCGUCGUCGGAUAGCCUUCGAAGCUGAAGGCAGCGGAAAAGCUCGCAAGUUUUGGUUUCGCAAAGCAGCUCAUCCCGCGGAUUAGCAGGACCGAGUGGAUGAUCGACCGUCCCAACAACCUCGCCCAAGAUUGGCUUCUGUUCUCCUACCUAAGGUUUCCUUCAACCUCUCUUCUCAAUUUCGUUCGUCUUCGCUCGCCCUUCCGGUUUGGUAGUGUACACGGUUGUUUUCGUCGUUUCUUGUCAGGGCUGCAUUCAGGAUGCCUUGUACGGUUUUCAAUUGGGGAGGGAGGAUAUUUUGGGGAUGGGAAGCUGAGGAAAGCUGAUCUACAUUAUCUUGGGGGGAAGGCCAACCGACGCUC
This is a messenger RNA of Vigna umbellata (rice bean), 691 nucleotides long. The record is from RefSeq and is a predicted model, not a curated record. Lineage: Eukaryota; Viridiplantae; Streptophyta; Magnoliopsida; Fabales; Fabaceae.